This is a messenger RNA of Prosopis cineraria, 495 nucleotides long. RefSeq names its product probable N-acetyltransferase HLS1. The transcript has a single exon. The record is from RefSeq and is a predicted model, not a curated record. The coding region runs from base 1 to 495 and encodes 164 amino acids. Lineage: Eukaryota; Viridiplantae; Streptophyta; Magnoliopsida; Fabales; Fabaceae.
AUGGAAGAAGUCCAAGCUCUAAUUGAAUCAUGUUCAGCAUAUGGAAUGAUGCUAAUGACUGAAGCAAAUUAUGAUCUUCAACACAGAAAUCAUCAUCUUCAUCCUCCACUUAGGCUUCUGCAUGAUACUCUGAAUCAUGCAGGAGAGAAUAUCUUCCCUUGUCUGAGAAUGUUAUUGAGUGGUUCUUCACUGUCCAGGCCUUUUGGGUUUCUCUUCAUUUAUGGUCUCCAUGGAGGAGAGAAUCUUGGAGAGCUCAUGGAAUCUAUUUGCAGGUUCACUUCAAGGUUGGGAGAGAGCAUGAAGGGAUGCAAAGUGAUUAUGACUGAGUUAGGGUUGGGUGAUUCUCUCAUAAACUUUGUUCCUCGUAAUGCUUCUCUGUCAUGUAUUGAUGAUCUUUGGUGCAUCAAGAGACUUUCAGGUCACAGUGACCAAAAUGAUGAACUGCUCAUGAAGGGAGAGAUUGGGAAUGUGUUUGUGGAUCCCAGAGAGUUUUAG